Clupea harengus (Atlantic herring) is the source of this 3751-nucleotide messenger RNA. RefSeq names its product 2-oxoglutarate and iron dependent oxygenase domain containing 3 (gene ogfod3). Gene Ontology annotation, molecular function: L-ascorbic acid binding; oxidoreductase activity, acting on paired donors, with incorporation or reduction of molecular oxygen; iron ion binding. The record is from RefSeq and is a predicted model, not a curated record. Lineage: Eukaryota; Metazoa; Chordata; Actinopteri; Clupeiformes; Clupeidae. Gene Ontology annotation, cellular component: membrane.
UAACACGGGAAGUAGACGUGUUGUAGUGGCAGAAUUUUGAAAUGACAGAGUAAAGCUACUGCUCUUCAUAGCAUGCUGAACAGUUUGCAUUUGAGAUGAGACAUAUGGUGUGUACUGAAUUUUUUUGAAAUGGUCGCGCAACGGAGAGGGAACGUAAAAGUUAAUGGCGAUGCCGCUAUAGAGAAAAAAAUUAAAAGGGGAAAUGCACAGAGACAAGCAUCUCAAUGGAAACGGAGAGCUGGCACCUUGUGGUGUGCAGUGCUAACUGCAGUCGCCACACUGGGUUGGUGGUACUUUACCUUGGACCAGGACAUCACAGAGACGUUGGUCUCACGCAGUGUAGUUCUUCAGCGGCCAAAGGUCUUCCCUGUGCAAUGCUCAGAAGAUUAUGAGAACUACAAGCGCUUCCCAGGCUGCACACCACUGUCAUGUGCAAGAGCAGUCACAGACACUGUCGUCACCAGAGAAGAGGCGCUAGCUCUCAGGCAGCUUGCUGAAAGAGGGCUGGCACUGGGGGGAUCUGAAGGAGGGGCCUCUAUACUGGACCUGCACUCAGGGGCUCUGUCCAUGGGCCAACAGUUUGUUAACAUCUACAAGUAUUCAGGAGCGCAAAUCAAAGAUGUUUUCUCAAAGGAGGAUUUUGAUCUCUACAAAGACGUGCGCAGCCGCAUCCAGGGGAUGAUCGCGGACACCUUUGGCCUGGACUCGUCUCGCAUGUACCUCACCAAGCCGACCUUCUUCUCCCGCAUCAACAGCACUGAGGCCAGGACCGCUCAUGACGAGUACUGGCACCCCCACAUCGACAAGGUGACGUAUGGCUCCUUUGAUUACACCUCGUUACUCUACUUAUCUGACUAUGGGUCAGAUUUUGGUGGGGGUCGCUUCAUUUUCAUUGACGCCAGUGGGAACCGAACAGUGGAACCAAGAGCAGGGCGAGUGUCUUUCUUCUCAUCGGGCUCAGAGAACCUGCACCGCGUGGAGAAGGUGACCUGGGGCACUCGCUACGCCAUCACCGUGUCCUUCACCUGUGACCCCGACCACGCCAUAGACAACCCUACCCUGCCUUCACCUGUGACCCAGAUCACGCCAUAGACAACCCCGCCCUGCCUUAGAGCUGCGCUGCUCAUGCCAUGACAAGUGGAAGUUGCAAGUCCCCAUUGGCUGGUAGGACAUCUGGAGGAGGAAAUGCCACAUAGCUAAAGCGGAGGAAGAGGACUUGUGAGGCACAGGCAGCUACAAGUUUAAGCCUUGGCUAAAGUUCUAGUGUGCAUGGCUUCUUUGCCUCCAUCUAAGCUUGUGUUGUGCAGGAUAUUUAGAGUUAGUCUAUGCCAAGAUGGAUAAAUAGCCUUAUUUUUAAAGAUUUUGACAUUCCAGUUCAUUCACAUUCCUGAUUUAAUCCAUCAUCAAAAUAGUUUUAAUUGAUGUGAGAUAAUUUCUUCUGCUUUUACUUUUACACAAUCAUAGCAAUUCUGAGAGGAUUUAUGUUGAAAAUGUAAUAUUGCCAGCGAUUGACACUGACAGAUACUGUCGCGGUUUUCUUUCUUUGAUUAAAAAAAACGAAAUCCUCUCCUGUGGAGAACCAUAUCAGCCAUUUUGUAUCCCAUAGGAUGGUGACCAUUUGACUUUCUCCUUGGGUGUGGUGACCCCUACAUGAGGCCAAUUGUUCCUCAAUUAUGAAUGUGGCCUUGUAUAGAUUUUAUUUGGGAAAGACUAAAUAAAGUUAAACAAGAUAAUACCAAGCUAUUUGCAAAUCCAUCAUGUGAUCGUUGAUGCUAUUCAUAAAGAUUUUUUAAUGAUGGUUAUGACAGCAUAACAAACUUCAGAAAACGUUUACAUAUGGAGUAACCGUGGGUAACAGCACAUGAAGUUGUACUUACCAAGUGUUAGCACAUGAUAAUCAGAACUGAAGAAUCUGUACAUACACUGUAAAUACACAAUAUGCAUUCAUUUGUAUUAUUGUUCAGGUUUUAAAUGAUUAAAUGUUGUGUUCGUUGCUUUGGAUCAAAGCCUCUGCCAAAUUCUUAAUCAUAACCAUAUUUCAUACUGUAAGCACAAUGUAUUGUUACAUCGUGCAUCGCCCUCAGCUCACUGCAGAUACUUCGAGGUUCGUGAGGCACUCAGCAAUGCAAAGAAACCCUCAUUAGAAUUCUGAGGUGCACAUCAGCAUCAUCAGUUCCUAAACUCCUUGCGGUAGCCUCAGAUAAUUGUGACUCUACUCAACAAAUUAUGAAAUAUUUCUCAGAAGUUUGUGCAGAAUCUGUCUUAUAAAAAAUGUAAUAUACCUCCACAACAAUGGAAAGGUGAUGCUUUGGAAAAAAAAUAAACAAGAAGUGCUACAGACCAAAACGGCAAGAUGCACAAAACUGCCCUGCAUCCACUAAUGUGUACUAGUAUACACACUGUACAAUAUGUGUGUGUAUACUAGUACUUUGUAUGAAGUUUCUAGUAAACUGAAGGCACAGUGGGAGAUACACUGAGAAAGAAUAUUUAAUUCUGGGUAGUGAAAUAUUAGGAAUAAAUAAAUUAGGAGUUUGUUACCCAGUUAAUGUUUUAUUAUUAGCCCCUCUAUGCAUCAGUCAUGAUUUAAAAGGAAUUUUGGAAGGAUUGAAGAGUACAGCAGAGCUAAUUCAAUUGCAUGGGUGAGUUGAGAUAUAAUUAGAUGGGCUAUGCGGACGAGGAAAGAAGAAGGAAGGAAAAGCUAGGAUUGGAUUCAACAAUUUUUACCCACUCAAAGGAAAAAGGGAAGUUUUGUGAGAGUUGAAUGAAAAAAGAACCUGGAGGAGUAUCUUCAAAGGGUAUAUACUGACCAUCAGAGCCAUGUGGAUUUCGUGUAACCUGCAGACAUUCCUUCAGUUGGAGAUAUAGGUCCACCUAUUGACAGUGGCUCAGGUGGGGAGAGGUGCAAGAGGUUGUGCGUUGUGCAAGGGCUGCAUUGGCUCCUGGCCCUAAUGGGGGAUCUUAUCGCGUCUACACGAGGAGCACAGGGAGCGCCUGAUGUUUUGAAAUAUCUGUGGAAGCUUAUGGCGUUUGUAUGGAAAGAAAAGGAACAAUUCUGAGGAUGUGGCGUCGGACAGGUGGAGGGGAACGCUGUGAAGGCUACAUAUUUUAGGUACACAGUGCACUGAAUACAGAAACAGAAUCAGACAUAUUGUCUGUGGACAGGUUGGUAGACAAGUUGAGAAUAGUGUUUGAGACCUGUGUAUUAUUGUUCACUAUGGCGGUGUGCCUGUAUGCAAAUGUUAUGAAAUGAACAUAGUUUAAGAGGUGACUCAAUCUUUUGAGCUUUGGGAUUGUAAUUUGAGUACUUGUUUUGACAGCCUCACUGUUGUGAUGUGAGAACUUCUAAAGUGGCUCUCACUUUCCCUGGUACAGUGAUUAAAGUGCCUGUUCCUUGACGCUGAGUUGACCUGUUUGGUAUUUUUUCCAGCAGCAUCAGAUGAAGGCAGGGCACCUGGUUACCUCCCAUUCAAGCUUAUAUGGAAGACAUGAUGACGGUUGCAAGAACUGCUCAAUGUACCCGUACCUGUCGGAAUGACAAUGCGAAAUCUUGAAAUGUAUUUCGUUUUUCAUGCUCUUUUUUCUUUCUUUCUUUUUUUUUUUACUUAUUUUGUAUUGAUGCAUUGUAUUGUACAAGACAAUCAAAAGAAAAUAGUUAUACCGGUAAUUACAUUAACAUCCCUUACGGACACAGCAAGAGGAAAACUCCUUAGAACACAUAUUCAUACAUAUAACACAAAAGAAAAACAUAGAC